AAUCACGAAUGUAUCAUCUCCGUCAGUGCAUAUCGUCGGUCCAAAGUCCAAAAAAGAUGAUUAAACUACAUUAAUAGAACAGUGACCACCUACUCGAAACUGUAUUCCAGAACCAUCACCAGUUGUGUCUAGCUCAGCUAGAGAAACUACCAAAAAUGGUACUUGAGGUAUUCCGCAAAGUUACUAAUUUCUUGGAUGAUAAUCCAUCGUUACCCCUGGCAGUAGCCUUUGGCGGUCUCUACACUGUGUAUUAUUUAUGCUGUGUAGUAAAGAAACCUCGCAUAGCCUGCAGUGACAAGAGACUCCAGCAUCUGAUAGAACGUUAUUGUCCUAUAGCAAGGGAAUACUAUUGGCCAACCUGGUGGUGUUUUCAAGCUCAUGCUCAGACGCUGCUUAGAGCAAUUCUGCAGUCAAAACCUCACCCCAGCUACCGCAGUGAAUUUUUGCUCUUGCCAGAUGGAGGUCAAAUAAAACUAGACUGGUCUGAUAGCAAUCAUAAUUCCACCUACCUCGAGGAGAAUCGGCCAACAAUUCUUUUACUUCCAGGUCUUACAGGUUCCAGUGAGGAAACAUACAUUCAGCAUAUGGUUCAUAAUGCUGAGCUGCUAGGCUACAGGUCUGUUGUUUUCAACAACAGAGGCAAUGGAGGAGCAGACCUAUUGACCCCACGUACAUACUGUGCUGCCAAUGUAGAAGACAUGGAGUUUGUGGUGAAGCACAUCAAAAAGAGGUACCCAGAAGCUCCUUUGAUGGGAACUGGAAUUUCUCUUGGAGGGAUUAUCCUUUUCAACUAUCUUGUUGCCAUGGGCAAGGAGAGUGGACUCUGUGCAGGAAUGUGCAUAUCUGCAGCAUGGAACAUCUUUGAAUCAUGUGCAUCUCUGGAGAAGCCCUUGAAUCUGUUCUUUUUUAACCGUUACUUAGCUCGACUCUUGGUUAAAAAGGUUCAAGAGAAUAUCCACAUAUUUGAGAAACAAUUUGAUGUGGACCACGUUUUAGAGAGCAAUACCAUUCGUGAAUUUGACACUCGUUUCACUUCCAAGUUAUUUGGCUAUGAGUCUUGUGAGCAUUAUUACAAGGAAGCCUCACUGCAUGACAAAAUUCACGCUCUGGAAGUGCCCGUCUUGACACUGAAUGCAGCAGAUGACCCAUUCUCACCACUUCAUGCCAUUCCAGUUCAAGAAGCACAGCAGAACAACAAUAUUGCAAUGGUGAUUACUUCUCAUGGCGGCCACAUAGGAUUUCUGGAGGGAGCAGUACCACGUGAUAAGAACUACAUGUAUAGGUGGUUUUCCCAGUUUGCAGAUGCUGUUUUCAAACAUGGAUUUAAAGAAGAAUAACAACCGUUUCUUCAGAAUCUUCUCUUGUAGACACAUGACAGCAUAUAAAUCUAUAUAAUUUUCAGCCACCACCAUUUCUGUGCUGCUUUAAUCAUCUCAUUAAUAUCUUCCAUUUCUUGAAAAAAAAAAUUAAAAAGCUGGCAUGUAACUUGAAACCUCAAACCUUUGAGAACAAAUAUUUGAAGCAGUACCUCACAGGUCUUUUGAGGAGCUGGAGAGUUUGUAUAAAACGUCUAAAUCUUAGAGCCUAAACAGCAUUUGUCCAAAUAGAAGGCUUUUUUUAAAAAAGAAAAUUCUGCGCAUGUAAGAGUGAUAGGAAGUAUGAUGCUUCAGCUGCAUGGAUUGAAAGAGCAGAUGAGUGGUGAAAAAAGAGCAAGCAAGCAACUGCCGACAUGGCAUUUAGAUGCAGCUCCUGAGACAAAAUGGAUAUCAAAAGUUGUGUGUUUCCAUAACCAUUUAUAUCAACGAAUUUGAUGACAAUCAAUUGGCUAUAGAGAAGCAGUGAUUUUGUUUUACCGGUGAAAGGAGACUUUAUUUAUUUGAUGCUUUAUAGCCACUUAAUAAGAACAUCUUGUGAUAUUGCAUUUUCAUACAAAUAAUUGCUUGAUUCCUUUGUCUUUCAUUUGAUAAUUGUGGAAAUAGAUAUUGCCUUUUGAUAAAAAUGAAUAUAGCAAAUAUAUAUGUUUAUAUCAAUGUCUGCCCGUGUAAUGUGCAUGUCUGUGGGCACAUGAAAGUAAAGAGCAGUCUGCAGUCUGCUGCUUUUUUUUUUAAAUUAAAUUUGCUUAAAUACCUCAGUGCCAUCUUCCACCUCUUUCCUUCUGUGCUGUAGAAGCACCACUACCAAUUAUGAAGAGUUGCCAAUGCAGCUCCCUAUGUCAGAGUGAUACUUUGACUUGAGCCAUUUAAUAAAAUGUAGCUUAGUCCAUCUGAUUAGCUUAUAUAUAUACAUACACAUAUGUACACAUGUGUCAUGAUUGUUAUCUGUCCACAUUUAAAAGCAAUUUUGCAUAGGCCAUUGCCUCUGAUUAAGAGGUGAGAUGAGAAUCACCCAUCACUGGACAAAUGUAAAAUUGUGGUGCAAGUUCUAGGCACAAUAUAGCAGACCAAAUGUUCAAAGUGAGAUGUAUAUAGAUGUUAAGACUCUCUAUACAACAAGCUCUUGCCACUUGAUAUCUCAGAGCGACAAUAUUUUGUGGCAGUUAGAAAAAGGAAUCUGUUUCUUCAAGUGGAUUAGUGCCAAAGAGGAAUGGUUAUUUUCCAACAAGUACUGGUUUAUUAUCCACACAUGAAAUUAUGCAGAAGGUAAAUACAGUCUGACAUACAAUGAUUUUCAUGCCAUUUUUGUAAAUGAUCAGAAGAAGAGUUAUUGUACAAUGGUUGGCUUUUUCAACUGGACGAAGAUCGAAAAAGUUCGUCGUAUAACAGAUUUUCUUAUUGAAGGUAUUGGACAGAACGCCCUCGUAAGUGAUCUGGGUGCUCGAGCAUUCGUACAGUAAAGUACUCGUACACUCAACCCUAUCACGACCAGUUUCAUGGAUGACAAGAACAUGUAAACUUGCAACCUUGGGCUCACGUGGUCUGAACAGAAGUCACUUGGCAUUCAUGAAUUUAUGAAGAGAAUAAGUAAUUUAUAAUGAAAAGGAACAUUAAAUGUUUUAGACCUCAGUUCAAGAUUGGCUGGAUUGAUGUUUAUUCUUUCUGCUUGCUUUCAAAUAAAGCAAAGUUAGGUUUUGAAGUAGGCUGUUUUUUCUCUCUGUCUCUCUCCAUGUUUGUCGUUUCUUUCCAUUAUCUCGCUCCUACUGGUAGAAUAGAGGAAACUACACAUUGCACAAAUUACAGGGUCUCACGUUAAAUACUUGUCGGUUCAGACCCAUUUAUAACUGUUUUUAUCGUUGAGAUAAGAUUGCUGAUGGCAUGGAAAACAUUCCACUUUUGUGAUUGAAAUAAUAGUUCUAGUCUCCAUUUUGAUGCGAUUUUUUGCUGCCAGAUCUUGGACCUAUUCACGAGUGGCAUCACAUUUUAAUCAGCUUUAAGUAGCAAUAAAUCACAUUGACCUCACGGAUUGCCUUGUUGUUGUUGACCAUUGCAAAGUCCAUUCUCUAUGUCCCAGACUCGGCAUCGGUCACUGCUAAGAACAAGUUUUGUCGAGAUACUUCGCCAGAGCUUGGGGCGACUUUUCACGGCAUUCAGUCCAUUUUAUUUAGGUACAUCCUAGCCUGCCUUUUAUCUGUCAGAGUUUCGAUGCAUUUUCUGUGGCCACUAAAGCCUAGACUUCUUUCUAAAUCAAAUAAAUGUCCAGGUGCACUGAGAAGUAAAAAAAAAAAAACUUCCCCUUUUUUCAAAAUAGCAUUUAGAGUUAAGCUUUCAUUGUCACCAAUCUUGAAGAAACUAUCCAGGAGGCUGUAAAACUCCAAAAGAAGAAAAAAAUAUUGUAUGCUGUAGCGGUAAUAACAGUCGUAGUCGAACAUGGCAUGCACUGUGGCUUCUUUUUCUUUUAAUUAGGGACAUUUUUUUCUGAUCUCACGAUUGUCCGUGCUAUUUACUACCAGUUGAUGUUUUGCAUAAGAUAACUCAUUCUUUGUGAGCGAUUAAAAUGCAACGCUUUUGUGUUACGGGUAACAAUGCACAGGAAAGCACGCACAAUACCAGUCUUCAAUUAAUAAAGUCAACCUUAUAUAAAUAA
This is a messenger RNA of Pomacea canaliculata, 4020 nucleotides long. RefSeq names its product phospholipase ABHD3-like. The record is from RefSeq and is a predicted model, not a curated record. The transcript has 10 exons. Lineage: Eukaryota; Metazoa; Mollusca; Gastropoda; Architaenioglossa; Ampullariidae. Gene Ontology annotation, biological process: medium-chain fatty acid biosynthetic process; medium-chain fatty acid catabolic process. The coding region runs from base 156 to 1337 and encodes 393 amino acids. Gene Ontology annotation, molecular function: acetylesterase activity; monoacylglycerol lipase activity.